This is a messenger RNA of Dinoponera quadriceps, 2007 nucleotides long. RefSeq names its product serine protease gd-like. Gene Ontology annotation, biological process: proteolysis. The record is from RefSeq and is a predicted model, not a curated record. The transcript has 5 exons. Gene Ontology annotation, molecular function: serine-type endopeptidase activity. NCBI's taxonomy places the organism in Eukaryota, Metazoa, Arthropoda, Insecta, Hymenoptera, Formicidae. Bases 63 to 995 code for a protein of 310 amino acids.
AUCGCGUGUCGUGCGUCGUGUCGUGCAUCGCGCUAGCUGUGUGAGCUAUUAGACUUAAGAAUAUGCAGCAGCUGAUUGCUUGGGUUGCUUGUACGACAAUAGCGUUGGGUUUGAUCACUUUCUCCAUCCUGCACAAUAUAUAUUCGUCGCCGCAGAAUAACUCUUCUGAUACUUCUCAACAUCAAUCCCAACCCAGUGAAAAAUAUAACGAAUGUGGUCGCAACAUUAAUGUAACAGAUAUUAAUAUAUAUCGCAACAAUGCGACGGAAAUAUUACCAGGACAAUGGUCGUGGCUGGUGGCAUUCUAUUUCGUGCAAUACGACUUUCAUUUUAAAUGUUUCGGCUCCCUGGUGACGAACAGACAUGUUUUAACAGUGGCGCAUUGUUUUAAAAACUCUGAGCAACGAAGUCAGAAUAUACCUGCUAGCGCAAUGUUAGCGUGUUUGGGUCAACACGAUGGGAAAGAUAUGGGAUCGACAUGUCGAGAGCUCGAGAGCUAUAAGGUUCAUCCCGACUAUAAGCACCAGCUGAGUGGUGACUCUGACCUGGCUAUUGUGGUUCUACGGACUUUUGUCGAAUACAGUCCUACGAUCAGACCAAUUUGUUUAUGGAACGGUUCGUCUGAUCUCCAGGAUGUGGUCAAUAAGUCGGCACUUUUAGUGAGAUUUGACCGAGAGGACGAUAUCAAAAUUAAUCUGUCAAUGGUACAAAUUGCAGAAAUACCAAUAGUCAGCCAGGAAGAAUGUGAACAAAGCGAUCGCCGCUUUGCCAAUUUUACUUCAAAUCGUACUUUUUGCGCUGGUUCGAAAGGCAAAGGUUUAUGUGACAUCGAUAGCGGAAGCAAUUUGGUGCUGCACAAUUUAAUCACGGGUCGUUAUGAAAUACGCGGUAUGGCUGCACGAAUAUUAUACAAUGGAAAUAAUUGCAAUAAUGAACAAUACAUAGUGUUUAUUGACUUGGCCAAAUACAUGUCUUGGAUUCUCACCUUUAUAUAACUUUUGUAUCAUAUUUUGUACAUGUAUGUUUCUUAACAAAUUCAUAUAUAAAACACUUGAAGAUACUAGAAAUAUUAUAUUCUUGAAAACCUGUGCUUCCCGACUUAUACGAAUCAUGAUCGCGCAAUGUACGGACGCAUAUAGUGGCAUCCUCAAUAAUUAAGUGCGCCGGCACGUCAUGUAUGCGAUCAAUUUUAUGUUUUACCGUGCUAUUUUAUACCAUAUAGGAGAUGAUAUUCAGUGUUGUCGCAGUACACAGCGCACGCUGAUGCUAUCAUUUUGAAAUGUAAAAUGCUGGCAUGGUGUUCGAACAAUUUAUUAAGCACAAUGUGCCGACGUGUACUUGUCAGAUGUAUCUCGAUGACGCAAUAACAGCAUGCUGUUGCAUGCUCGCGUACAUUUUGCGAUUGACACUUGGUUAUUAGGACGGAACGUAUUGCAAAUCUUGUUUAGUUUCUAAUAUCAAUCUGCUGUCAAGUUUUGUCAGCAAGUGCUGUAGACAGAACACGAGAUUAAUGCGAACACAGAUGGCUAUGGAUCUGCCAUAGUAUUCUGAUCGAAUGUGCCGCCAAUCUGCCGGCAUAUCACUAAAAUUUUGAAUACUGAGUAUAAUUAUCUGUUACAUCCUAGAAGAGGAUGUACGCAACAGACAACACGUACUCGCGCGGCCCGAACAUACUUGCAGGUCUGCGGAUCAGCUUAACCCCUUGGCCUACACGAUAUCUGCCAAUUGCGCGAGCUAUAGUAAACAAGAAAAUCGGUCGCGCGCCGUGCCAUUCAACUGUUCAGCCGUGUACUCGAACUGGCGCAAAAAGUAUACCUUUCAUGACAUAUAUAUUUCAGUGCAACGAAAGGAAUUGUGAAAUAAUAAACAAUGUUUAGGUACAAAUAGUAAUUUUAAGACGUCUAGGGUGCAAUCAUAAUCAAUUGAUCAGUUGACAAAAAUAAUUUAUUAUUUCAAAGUAGAUAAUGAAUCAAUAGCAAUUUGUAAAUGAAUACUUAGUUAAUUGAA